This is a messenger RNA of Leptinotarsa decemlineata (Colorado potato beetle), 2367 nucleotides long. RefSeq names its product MFS-type transporter SLC18B1. Gene Ontology annotation, biological process: transmembrane transport. Gene Ontology annotation, molecular function: transmembrane transporter activity. NCBI's taxonomy places the organism in Eukaryota, Metazoa, Arthropoda, Insecta, Coleoptera, Chrysomelidae. The record is from RefSeq and is a predicted model, not a curated record.
AAAAAGUAUAGGCUAGUGACAUGAAGCAAAAACAGAUUCGUUCUUCUCGACUUUGUUUAUUCCGCCACUGAAUAAUUUUUCUAAAUAUGGUAGUUCGGAAAUAUCUCUAUAUCAACUUUUUGAUUUUGAUGGAGUUAUCGUACUUUCACGAAAACUGAGAAGAUCGACCAGAUAGGAAGCAAGUUAUCGAGUGAUUUUUUUUCUUCAACUUGAAGCAACACUUGAGUUUUAGUACGCGCGUAUUCUCCGAUAAGUUCGGCUGGUAAUAAUGAGUAAAUUCACCAGAAGGCAGUGGUUGACGCUGAUUGUUAUAAGUAUCGCGGAUUUCUGUAACGCAAUUUGUGUUUCUCUUCAGGCGCCUUUCUAUCCUCAAGAAGCACAUAAAAAAGGAUGUUCAGCCACCGAAUAUGGUUUAGUCUUCGGUAUAUUCGAAUUCGUAGUAUUUUUGAUAAGCCCUAUAUAUGGACAGCACCUGAAUAAAUUGGGACCAAAACUUAUGUUCAACGGUGGAAUCUACACAACAGGGAUAUGCGCAAUACUUUUUGGGCUCCUCGACAAAGUUGAAGGACAUUAUCCUUUCAUCAUCCUCAGUUUCGUGAUACGAAUAACAGAAGCGCUAGGAAAUGCAGCUUUUCUGACAGCCAGUUUCGCACUUAUUGCCAAAGAAUUUCCCCAAAAUGUAGCGACGACCUUCGCUUCCCUAGAGACAUUUUUUGGACUGGGCCUAAUUGUUGGGCCAACAGUAGGAGGGGCUCUCUAUCAAGUAGGAGGCUACACUCUUCCUUUCGCAGUGAUGGGUUCUGCACUCUUCAUGUCGGCCAUUUUGACCGCGAUAGUUCUUCCAACACAUGAAGACGAAGAAGACAGGGAGGCAAUACCAUCGAUGCUAAACGCUCUGAAAAUUCCCGGAAUCCUACUUUCCGCCAUCAGUAUAAUCGUCACAAGCAUGUCCAUCGGUUUCCUUCAAGCCACUCUUGAAGCUCAUCUCAGGUCGUUCUAUCUGCAACCAGUCAUUCUGGGGCUGAUGUUCAUCAUCAAUGGAGGUGUUUACGCCAUAGUGGCUCCAGGAUUUGGAUGGUUAUGCGACAAGUGCAUCUCCCCAAAAGUUGUUACCAUCAUUGGUACCGUUUUGGUAGCUGCCGGCUUCUGUUUGAUUGGACCUGCGCCCUUCAUACCCGUAGAAACGCAGUUAUGGUUGACUAUGUUGGGUCUGGUUUUACACGGAUUGGGAAUGGCCGCUCAGCUGGUAGCUUCGUUCACUGAUGCUCUGAGGACCAGCAUUACACAUGGCUUCCCGAACAACCUGGAAACCUUCGGCUUGAUUUCCGGCCUAUGGACGAGUACUUUCGCUCUUGGAGCCUUCAUAGGUCCGUCUAUAAGCGGCAUCCUUUUUGACUUCAUUGGCUUCAGAAACUCCACGAUGUUCGUUGUGGUGCUCCACCUCUUCGUAGGGGUUCUAGUCACGAUAUUCCUCUGUUUAGCCAAGACUCGCUCCGCAUACGUGGAAAUCAAAGACGAGAAGGAUCUGGACAACUCCAGCUAUGUGAAAUCAUUGCAGCAGAAUAGCGUAACUGAAAGUAUGAAUAGCAUAUGCUCGCUAGCUAACGGGAUUUCCAUUGAAAAAAGUCGUCCUGCUGGCAUGAACAGCUUAAUCGCAUGCAAUAGCUACAAAUCACAAGCUUGGCCGAAAAAAGAAGCGUCCAGCCUAACUGUCGGACCCUACAGUUAUAGCUACGGAGCCGUCAACCACAGGAAUGGAUCAGCCACUCCCAAUUCGUAUCUACAGGGAGUCGCUUGACCAGGAGAUAGAGACUAAUUUUUCUAAAAAUUUUAUCAAAUUAUGUUUAUCGGAAGCAUAGGAAGACCACUGUGGUCAGAAUGACAUAUUUCUAAAUGGUAACAGAUAGAAAUUGUUUUAUUGGAACAAAGAUUUGUAAUAUAAUAAAAAGCGAUAGUAACAGAGAAGCGAUUUAGAUGAGAACCUUCAUCGGCAAUUUUUUAUCUCAGUUCGAAAUGAGUUUUACUGCCUUCGCUGCUGUAAUUUGCUAUCUAAAUCGAGCAAGCUGUGAUUAGACAUGCUGGGUUAAUUAGUGUUCAUUAUAGUUAUUUCGUCCAUUUCAAUUUAAAACAAUCUGUCUUGUUAUCAUACUUCUUGGCUGUAGAUAUGAAUUACACAAAUAUUUGCUCUUUCUAUCCUUCUGUAAGAUAUAAGACUGUAAUUUUUCAUUUUUAUUUUAUAAUAACGAAACGUUUUAUGCUUAAGUUAUUUAUAUUUUGAAGGCAGAGUUCACCCAAAUACUCGUCUGAUAUAAUGUAUACAUGAAAUGUGACUUAGAAUAAAGAUUACGAAUACAUUUUUCAACUUUA